Messenger RNA from Cyphellophora attinorum, 1500 nucleotides. RefSeq names its product Purine-cytosine permease FCY2. The coding region runs from base 1 to 1500 and encodes 499 amino acids. Gene Ontology annotation, cellular component: plasma membrane. Gene Ontology annotation, molecular function: transmembrane transporter activity. Gene Ontology annotation, biological process: transmembrane transport. Lineage: Eukaryota; Fungi; Ascomycota; Eurotiomycetes; Chaetothyriales; Cyphellophoraceae. The transcript has 2 exons. The record is from RefSeq and is a predicted model, not a curated record.
AUGUCCACCACCAUCGACAAUCGUGUCGACCAGAAGGGGCCAGCCUACGAUAUUGAGGGCACAGCAGAAAGCACCAACUCAGCAGCACCUCCCGAGAAAGGUGACCUAUCGUCGCAGCAAGACGAAGGUACCAUCAUCAAUAGCUAUGCUGCACCGCAGUCGAUCAAAGAGUUUCUCAGAGUACUCACAACAGCUGGCGUCGAGCUGCGCGGUCUUGAGCCUGUCCCUCUGCAAGACAGGACGCACACCAAAUACUACAACAUCAUGACGCUUUUCGGGGGCUCAUUCAUCUCUUUGCUACCGAUCUCAAUCGGGACGACACCCACGCUGGUUUUCGGUCUCUCUUUCAGUCAUGCUGCUGCCAUGAUCUCCGUGCAGUUUCGUUAUGUCUUUGGCAAAUAUCCCAACAUCUUCUUCUGCUUGAUCGUCAUCGUGGAAAUCGGCAUUUUCGGCAUCCUGGCCGCCGUAGGCGGCGCUGAGUGUCUCGCAGCAAUCCGCGCAGGCACAUUGCCAGUCGAAGGUGGCAUCGGUAUCAUCAUGGCCGUGGCGCUGAUCAUGGCCUUCUUUGGCUACCGUGCUAUCCACCUUGUCUGCCAAUACAUCUGGAUUCCCAACUCGAUCUGCAUCCUGAUCCUCGUUGGCUGCGCCGCAAAAGGUCUGCACAAUCAGGCAGGUGUAGCCGCACCACCCGGUAUUGCGGGACCAUACCUCUCGACUCUGGCUAUCUGCGCGGGCAACAUGGCGACUUGGGGAACCAUCGUGGGCGAUUACUCCUGCUAUAUGCCGCCGACAGCCCCUCGAAAGCGGUUGGCAAUGUAUUGCUUUCUGGGACUGUACGUGCCCUUCACCCUGAUGAUGCUGUUUGGCGCCGCCAUCGGAGGAGUAGUCACCCAAAAUGCCACUUGGAUAGCUGCAUACGAGCAGGGCAGCUUCGGUGCUGUGCUGGGAGAGAUCCUGACCUCACGCGUCGGAGGCUUUGGCCGGUUCCUCUUGGUCAUCUUAGGUUUCUCGAUUGUCACGACGUCGGCCCGGGACAUGUACAGCAUCUCGAUCUUCGUUGCAGGCGUGGUGCCCUGGCUUCACAGGGUCCCACGUAUCGUGCUUCUGAUGCUGGUGGCAGGCGCAAUGGUCGGUAUUGGUAUUGCAGCAUCGCGGUCUUUCCUACCAGCACUUAGCGCACUGGUCAGUAUCGCCGGCUAUAUCACUGGUCCGACAAUCAGUGUGUUCUUGGUCGAGUGGUUCCUGUUCCGGAAAGCUGACCCUAGCACAAUCGACCCGAAAAUUUGGAACAACAGUGCUGCACUACCUUCCGGAUUCCCUGCGCUGAUUGCCUGUUCCGUGCCCUGGGCUGUCAUCGUGCUUUCGAUGGCAACAACGUGGUACGUCGGACCUAUUGCGAAAGCUGCUGGAGACCUUGCGUAUCCGUUGGGCGCGGCAUGUUCGAUCUUGUUGUAUGUGCCUUUGAGGGCCUUCGAGAUAAAGUAUCGUGGUCGUCUCUGA